This is a messenger RNA of Candida dubliniensis CD36, 534 nucleotides long. It is a transcript of the gene ESS1, whose product is annotated as peptidylprolyl isomerase. The record is from RefSeq and is a predicted model, not a curated record. Gene Ontology annotation, molecular function: peptidyl-prolyl cis-trans isomerase activity; protein binding. Lineage: Eukaryota; Fungi; Ascomycota; Pichiomycetes; Serinales; Debaryomycetaceae. The transcript has a single exon. Bases 1 to 534 code for a protein of 177 amino acids. Gene Ontology annotation, cellular component: cytosol; nucleus.
AUGGCAUCUACAUCAACUGGCUUACCACCUAAUUGGACAAUUAGAGUGUCUAGAACACACAACAAAGAGUAUUUCUUGAAUCAAUCUACCAAUGAGUCGUCUUGGGAUCCGCCUUAUGGUACUGACAAAGAAGUAUUGAAUCCAUACAUCGCAAAAUUAAAAAACAACGGGUACAAGCCACUUGUGAAUGAAGAUGGGCAGGUGAGAGUUUCUCAUUUGUUGAUCAAGAAUAAUCAAUCAAGAAAACCCAAAUCAUGGAAGUCGCCGGAUGGGAUAACCAGAACUAGAGACGAAUCUAUACAGAUAUUAAAGAAACAUUUGGAAAGAAUAUUGAGUGGUGAGGUUAAACUAAGCGAAUUGGCAACUACUGAAAGUGACUGUAGCUCCCAUGACAGAGGUGGUGAUUUAGGGUUUUUUAGCAAAGGACAAAUGCAACCACCGUUCGAAGAAGCCGCAUUUAAUUUGCAUGUUGGAGAAGUCAGUAAUAUAAUUGAAACCAACAGUGGUGUUCACAUCCUCCAAAGAACAGGGUAA